AUGUUACCCGUACGCAUCUAUGCCAAUGCUUCUCGACACGUCGGAUGCAAGGUAAUUUCACUUACCCGACGAGCCCUACCAAUUGCCUCGAAAAAUCGAUUUCAGAAUCCGACAUCAUGUGACCAAACAAGAAGCCUAUCGACAUCUACCACACUACCAACACAUCCUGAAGUGAUAUUUUCUGGUAUCCAACCGACAGGUGUACCACACCUUGGAAACUACCUCGGGGCACUAAAGCAAUGGGUCGACCUCCAAAACUCGGCCCCACCAUCCACGGAGCUACUGUAUUGUGUGGUAGAUUUACAUGCGAUUACGCAGCCGCAGGACCCUCAUGAUCUUCGACGGAGACGGCAUGAUACGAUGGCCAUGUUGUUGGCUGUUGGGUUGAAGGCUGAACGAUGUGUAAUAUUCGAACAGUCGAGGGUUGCAGCGCAUUCACAGCUUAUGUGGGUCUUGAGUACAUUAGCACCGACCAAUUUAUUGGCAAGACAGACGCAGUGGAAGUCAAAACUAGCUGAAAGCGAAGAUAGGUCACCGUUAGACCCUGAUGGGUCUUCGAAGUUGAAGUUGGGACUUUUCUCCUAUCCAGUGCUUCAGGCGGCUGAUAUACUGUUAUACGGGACAACAUUGGUACCCGUUGGCGAGGAUCAGGUCCAACAUCUAGAGUUGGCUCGAAGUCUGGCGGGUAAAUUCAAUAGGACUUUUGGAAAGAUUUUGGUGGUGCCGAGGGUUAAGCUGGCCCCAGCCAAGCGUGUCAUGUCACUCACAAAUCCAACUUCCAAAAUGUCAAAAUCAGGCACUGUCAAUUCUCAAAUAAACCUUGAUCAUUCCGAGUCCGAAAUAAGGCUUAGGAUCCGGGGUGCUUUGACAGAUAGUAUUUCUGGUAUCAGCUAUGAUAGAGAAGCUAGACCGGGUGUGUCUAAUCUGAUCGAGAUGAUGGGUAAUAUGACGAAUAGAGACGAUUUUGAAGUCAUUGCCCAAGAGUGUGAAGGAUUGAACAUGAAAGAGUUUAAGGAUAGAGUUGCGGACAGUGUUGUAGAAGGGCUGAAAGGUAUCAAAGGGGAGUACGAAAGGGUCAAAGGAGAUGCUAGUUAUUUAGAGGAAGUAUCUAGGAUUGGGGCGGAGAAGGCGAAUAAGAGGGCGAAUGAAACCCUUGGGAGGGUUAUGGAGGCUAUGGGGAUGGGAGUCGGUCCUAAGCCUUCUAGCCCAUGA
This is a messenger RNA of Orbilia oligospora ATCC 24927, 1212 nucleotides long. RefSeq lists its product as uncharacterized. Gene Ontology annotation, biological process: mitochondrial tryptophanyl-tRNA aminoacylation. The coding region runs from base 1 to 1212 and encodes 403 amino acids. The transcript has 4 exons. Gene Ontology annotation, cellular component: mitochondrial matrix; mitochondrion. NCBI's taxonomy places the organism in Eukaryota, Fungi, Ascomycota, Orbiliomycetes, Orbiliales, Orbiliaceae. The record is from RefSeq and is a predicted model, not a curated record. Gene Ontology annotation, molecular function: ATP binding; tryptophan-tRNA ligase activity.